AUGCCCCGGGCCGCCUCUCUGCUGCCUGCCCUGCUGUGUGUCCUGCUGCCCGGCCUGAGCUGUGGCUACUUUCCCGAGGAGCGGUGGAGCCCGGAGUCUGCGCUCCUCGCUCCUCGGGUGGUCAUCGCGCUGGUCUGCCGUAACUCUGCGCACUCUCUGCCGCUGUUCCUGGGCGCCAUAGAGCGACUCAACUACCCCAAGGAUCGCAUCUCGCUCUGGGUGGCGACAGAUCACAACAUCGACAAUACAACAGCCCUCCUGAGAGACUGGCUCAUAAAGGUGCAGAGUGACUACCAUUAUGUGGAGUGGAGGCCUGACGAGGGACACAGCGCUUUUGAAGAUGAGUCGGGGCCGAAGCACUGGAAUUAUCUGCGCUAUGAACAUGUUAUGAAGCUCCGACAGGCAGCUCUGGACACGGCCCGCGAGAUUUGGGCUGAUUAUCUCCUGGUGGUUGACUGUGACAACCUGCUCACCAACCCAGAUGUGCUGUGGAAACUCAUGAGAGAAAAUAAAACCAUCGCAGCACCAAUGUUGGAGUCCAGAGCGGCCUACUCCAACUUCUGGUGUGGAAUGACAUCUCAGGGUUACUACAAAAGGACACCAGCAUACAUGCCCAUUCGAAAGCAGGAGCGACGAGGUUGCUUUGCCGUGCCCAUGGUGCACUCCACAUAUCUGCUAGAUCUACGAAAAGAAGCCUCUCGACAACUGGCUUUCUACCCUCCCCACACAGAGUACAGCUGGGCCAUGGAUGACGUUAUAGUGUUUGCUUACUCAGCUCGAAUGGCAGAUAUCCAGAUGUACGUGUGCAACAGGGAAACCUAUGGCUUCUUCCCAGUGCCAAUGCGUGCCCAUGCUACGCUCCAGGAUGAGGCAGACAGCUUCCUGCACACACAGCUGGAGAUCAUGGUGAAGGGCCCUCCACUAGAGCCGUCUAGUGUCCUGUCAGUUCCUCCAAAGCAGCCUAAUAAGAUGGGGUUUGAUGAGGUGUUUGUUAUAAAUCUGGUGAGAAGAUUGGAUCGCCGCGAGCGGAUGCUGAGAAGCCUCUACGAUCAGGAGCUCAGCUGUAAGGUGACGGAGGCUGUGGAUGGGAAAGCCCUGAACACCACCGAUAUCGACGCUAUGGGGAUUAAGAUGCUUCCUGGUUACAAAGACCCUUAUCAUGGCCGAGCACUCACCAAAGGUGAACUGGGAUGUUUCCUUUCUCAUUUCAACAUCUGGAAGGAGAUAGUGGAGCGGGGUUUGCAAACGUCGCUAGUUCUGGAGGACGACCUCCGUUUCGAGGUUUUCUUCAAACGCCGUCUUCAGGCGCUGCUGCAGGAAGUGACAGCGCACAAGUUGGACUGGGAUCUCAUUUACAUUGGCCGUAAGCGGAUGCAGAUUGACCAUCCAGAGAGGUCCGUUCCAAAUAUAUACAACCUGGUGGAGGCUGACUAUUCCUAUUGGACUCUGGGAUACAUGCUGUCACUGCAAGGAGCCCAGAAACUCCUCCGGGCCGAACCUCUGACCAAAAUGCUUCCAGUUGAUGAGUUUCUCCCAGUCAUGUACAACAAACAUCCAGUAUCUGAGUACAUGGAGCACUUUGAACCUCGGGACCUGCGUGCAUACUCAGCGGAGCCCCUUCUGGUGUAUCCAACACACUACACCGGUGAUGAGGGCUACAUCAGCGACACAGAGACCUCAGUGGUCUGGGACAACGAGGCGGUGAAAACAGACUGGGACAGAGCCAGGUCCAGGAAGACCCAGGAGCAAGAGGAGCUCAGCUUUGAGGCUCAAAACUCUGACGUGCUGCAGUCUGAGCUAGAGAAGUGGAGCAAACGUGACGAACUGUGA
Molecule: messenger RNA, 1830 nt
Organism: Knipowitschia caucasica
Lineage: Eukaryota; Metazoa; Chordata; Actinopteri; Gobiiformes; Gobiidae
Source: the annotation of a GenBank genome assembly